AUGCCAGCAAGCGCCAAGGUCUAUGCCUUUCUGACCUUCCAUGUGAGGACGGGGCGCUUGGCCGCCUUCUGCGAGGCCUGCGCAGAGCUGCUGGAGGCAUCCGCCCAUGACCGGGGCCGCCUGAGGAUGGCGUUUCACCGGGAGCUGCCCUGGGCCCGCUCCAUCUCCACGGAGGAGUUCACUCUGCUGAUGAUGGAGCAGACCUGGGAGACAAGCGCAGACCUAGAGCUCCACGGAUACCUGGAGCGGAGCAAACUAACUCAUGGCAUCAGCGAGCUGUAA
Effrenium voratum is the source of this 282-nucleotide messenger RNA. The record is from the annotation of a GenBank genome assembly. Lineage: Eukaryota; Dinophyceae; Suessiales; Symbiodiniaceae.